Molecule: messenger RNA, 1002 nt
Organism: Dalotia coriaria
Lineage: Eukaryota; Metazoa; Arthropoda; Insecta; Coleoptera; Staphylinidae
Gene: PIG-C
Product: phosphatidylinositol glycan anchor biosynthesis class C
Exons: 1
Coding region: 8-868 (286 amino acids)
Biological process (GO): GPI anchor biosynthetic process
Cellular component (GO): membrane; glycosylphosphatidylinositol-N-acetylglucosaminyltransferase (GPI-GnT) complex
Source: RefSeq, a predicted model, not a curated record
GAACCAAAUGGCAACUAAACCAUGGAGGAAAAUUUUAUAUGAAGACCAAGGCUACCCCGAUAACUACACAGAUAAAUUAUUCCUAUGGAACCUGAAACGUGCCGAAAAAUACAAACCAACAACCCUAAUAGAUGCUAUCAAAGGCUCUCUGCAUCUAACAGAAGAACUGUGCACAGUCACACUCUUCAUACUGAUCUACAUGUUCAUCUACAACGAAUGGCUGCCGAACGAUACAAUAUUCCACUCAAUGAAUACACUAACAAUCCUUAUAUUCCUGGUGCAUAGAUUCAGUGACAAAAGAGAUCUAAGAAUCAAAAUUGGAAAUGAUGUAAGAACAUUGCUGAUAUUCUUUGUGUUUGGACAGUUGUUCUCUCCCCUGCUGCAUACUUUAACAGAUACUAUUAGUACAAACACCAUUUAUACAAUGUCUACCAUGAUGAUGUUAAUUCAUCUGAUAUUUUUUGAUUAUGGUGUGCCAAUUGCUUUGGUUUCCAAUAGUUUUUCCCUGAGUGCUGCUGUGUUUGCCUCAAUUUGUCUGGCAUCACGACUUGCAUCGCCAAAAGAUGCGUUUAUACUAAUAACAAUUGCCAUUGAAAUGUUUGUGUUGUUUCCAUUAUUGAGGAAGAAGUUUCAGCAGACAAUCAUCAUGUCAGUAUUAUUGAUAGUCAUUAAUUAUGGUGUUCUAUUACAUGUAUCCUUAUUGUUAACCAUUGAGUUUACAUGCCUUAUCAUUUUUAUAAACUUAAUUUGUCCAAUGUUGUACAUCCGGUAUCAACACUUCAAAGAUAACAUCUACGGGCCGUGGGAUGAGGCGAUUGUCCAGGAAGCAGAUCACAUUAAUGAUUUGUUAUUAAAGAAGACUUCCUAGUUAUUUUAAAAAUUCAUUGACAAAACAGUGUAUUAGUUCAUUAUAUCUAUAGUUUAUUAUAAAAAAAACUUGUAAAGUUAUUACCAAAAUGUUUGUAAUAAAAAUACCUUAUCGCACAGGGACGAAUUGAAUAA